Sphaeramia orbicularis (orbiculate cardinalfish) is the source of this 2642-nucleotide messenger RNA. Its product is annotated as protocadherin beta-16-like. Bases 180 to 2642 code for a protein of 820 amino acids. Gene Ontology annotation, cellular component: plasma membrane. Gene Ontology annotation, biological process: homophilic cell-cell adhesion. Gene Ontology annotation, molecular function: calcium ion binding. Lineage: Eukaryota; Metazoa; Chordata; Actinopteri; Kurtiformes; Apogonidae. The record is from RefSeq and is a predicted model, not a curated record. The transcript has 3 exons.
UCCGAACGGCAGACUACACCGUCGGAGCUUUGAAGACGGACUGCAGGGACUGAUAUCGAAGGAAACAUUUUUAAACAUAUAUUUGAACGACGAAACCUUCUUAUUUCUAUGUACUUUCAGCGCAAUUGGAUCUACUUUUUUUUAGUGGCACAGAAAACGAAACCAUAUCGGACAGAACAAUGAGAUGGCAAGUACUAUUGUUUCUCUCGGUCUUCUGUCUCAGCUUAGCGCUCGGGCAGGUCAGUUAUUCCAUCCCCGAAGAAAUGCCCAAAGGCUCUAUUGUUGGUAAUAUAGCACAUGAUUUAGGCUUAGAUCUAAAAAGGCUGAAAUCAGGUAGAGCUCGUGUCUAUACGGGAGACAAUGUCGAAUACAUCGGUUUGAAUAAAGACAGAGGAGUCCUCCUUAUUCAGGAGAGAACAGACAGAGAGGCUUUAUGUGGAGAGACGACGCCUUGUGCUUUACAUUUCCAAUUAAUAUUAGAAAAUCCAAUGGAACUGUUUCGGGUAACAGUAGAAAUCACCGACAUAAACGAUAAUUCCCCAAGCUUUACAAAUCCAGAAAAGCGCUUUGAGAUCAGCGAAUCAGCUGUGAUAGGAUCGAAAUUCGUAUUAGAUAAAGCAAUCGAUUCUGACAUUGGGAGUAAUGGAUUACAACGAUACUCACUCAGUCCUACUGAUAACUUUGCAUUAAAACUAGAGAAUGAUGCCGACGGUACUAAAAAGGUAGAGAUGGUGUUACAAAAGGCUUUAGAUCGGGAAAAGCAGGCACAUAUACCUCUCUUAUUAACAGCUAUAGAUGGAGGAGAGCCACAGAUGUCCGGAACAAUGCAGAUAUUCGUCACCGUAUUAGAUGCGAACGACAAUGCACCAACCUUUGUUAAGCCGCAGUACAGAGCAAAAAUACUAGAAAAUUCUCCUAAAGGCACCAGUGUAACGACAGUCAGUGCAUCUGAUAAAGACAUUGGCUCCAACGGAGAAGUGUUUUAUGCAAUAUCUACGAGCAAACGUCAGUUAUCAGAGCUGUUUAAAAUCGAUAGGAACACUGGUGAAAUCACUCUGAUCGGUGAAUUAGAUUUUGAAAAGGCGAACAAUUACAUAAUGGGUGUUGAAGUUGUAGACAGUGGAGGGCUUUCGGAUUCAACUAAAGUCAUAGUUGAUGUUAUAGACGUAAAUGAUAAUAAACCUAACAUAAAUACUGUUUCUAAAUCAGAGUCCAUAUUAGAGGAUUCACCCCCAAAUACUGUCAUAGCUAUGUUAAGUGUAAAUGAUCCAGAUUCAGAUAAUAAUGGAAAGGUAGAAUGUGUUAUAAACGAUCACAUCCCCUUCAAAAUACAGCCUGCAUUAAAUGGAUUUUACACUUUAGUUACAGAAGUAACUUUAGACAGAGAAAUUGCUACCCAAUAUAAUAUAACUGUGACCUGUUCUGAUGAAGGAGUACCCUCCCUCUCCAGCAGUGUCACUCUCACCUUACAGAUCUCUGAUGUCAAUGAUAACCCUCCUGUCUUUGAGAGGAGCUCAUAUGAGGCCUACAUAGUAGAAAACAACACACCUGGUCUCUCUAUAUUCACAGUGAAAGCCACAGACUCUGAUUGGAACCAGAAUGCCCGUGUUUCUUACAUACUGGAGGACUCCUCUGUUAACGGAGUGCCAGUCUCCUCAUAUGUGUCCGUUAGUGCUGAUAGUGGAGUCAUCCAUGCAGUGCAUUCUUUUGACUACGAGCAGAUUAAGGAUUUCCAGUUCCGGGUCAAAGCUCAGGAUGGAGGCUCCCCUCCACUCAGUAGUAAUGUGACUGUGAAAAUAAUGAUCCAGGACCAGAACGACAACGCCCCUCAGGUUCUCUACCCAGUCCAGACUGGUGGCUCUCUGGUGGCUGAAAUGGUGCCUCGUUCAGCAGAUGUGGGCUAUCUGGUCACUAAAGUGGUGGCUGUUGAUGUGGACUCUGGACAGAAUGCCUGGCUCUCCUAUAAACUGCAGAAAGCCACAGACAGGGCGCUGUUUGAGGUGGGCUUACAGAAUGGAGAAGUAAGAACUAUCCGCCAAGUCACUGAUAAAGAUGCAGUCAAACAAAGACUGACUGUUAUAGUGGAGGACAACGGACAGCCCUCUCGUUCAGCUACAGUCAUUGUAAACGUGGCGGUGGCGGACAGCUUUCCUGAAGUGCUGUCUGAGUUCACUGACUUUACACACGACAAGGAGUACAAUGAGAACCUGACUUUUUACUUAGUGUUGGCUUUGGCUGUAGUUUCCUUCCUCUUCAUCACGUGUGUGGUGGUCAUUAUAUCAGUGAAAAUCUACAGAUGGAGACAGUCUCGCAUCCUGUAUCACUCCAAUCUGCCAGUGAUUCCAUAUUAUCCACCACGUUACUCCGACACUUUGGGGACAGGGACUCUCCCACACGUGUACAACUACGAGGUGUGCAGGACGACUGACUCCAGAAAGAGUGACUGUAAGUUUGGCAGAGCUGGUAGUCAGAACGUGCUGAUAAUGGACCCCAGUUCAACAGGGACGAUGCAGAGGAUACAGAGUGAAAAGAGCAUCCUGGAUGAACCAGACUCUCCUCUAGAGCCCCUCCGUGUGGAUGGCUUGAAGAAAUUCAGAGAACGGCAGAAUACGCUAGCGAUCGGAUUCAUGUUUUUGAUUUAA